Somion occarium is the source of this 3011-nucleotide messenger RNA. The record is from the annotation of a GenBank genome assembly. Lineage: Eukaryota; Fungi; Basidiomycota; Agaricomycetes; Polyporales; Cerrenaceae.
ACAGCUUCUUCACGUUCAUUCACCUCCUCUCCUUGGAAGGGCACUCCUUUCUUGUUCUCCUGCAAUCACUGCGAAUAAACCAAACGAUCUCUCCAGCGACAAAUCAUUAACAAAUUGCUGUAGCCUGUUAUUAGACAGGUUGAGUGCACGUGGUUUCGCGGCCUCCGAGUACAUGUGCUCUCUCUGCGAAAAACACUGUUCUUGACCCACCAUUUGGUCUACCCUUAUCCGCCAACUUCCUCUUCAUCCGGAGCCGUUCUGACUCGACAGGACGCAGCGCGUCUCCUCAUUUUCAUAUUCUCUAUAAGCCAUGAAUAACUCCAACCACUCGCCAUACAGGCGAACUCAUCGAAAGCGUAUCUCAGCUCUCCGACUUUCCUCGGAUUCCAACGUCCCUACUUUACCUGCGUAUACCUCCCCUCCGUGGCAAACACCCGUUGCUCUCCCUGCCGAAGAAGAUUUGUCAGAUAAACCACCUGAGUACUCUGAUAGUGCGGAAGAGGCAGACGCAGACACUGAUUCAGACGACGAUCUUUCUGCCAAUCGUCGGAUAUACUCAGCGACAUCUAAUUCUUACGUACCGCCCACUCCUCCACUUACGUUCUCACCCCCACCACCUAGAAGACAACGUCGCUCGCAGGCAUCUGGGUCGAGGAGUAGUCAUCGACCACAACCUAGUUCGCCCACCGAUCCCUAUCUUGACUCGCUACUCGCACGCAGCGUACACGCACUAGAGAUGUCCAACGCCUUGCUACAAUCUUCCAUGUCUACACAAAGCAGUCUGUCCACAGUCCUCGCGUCUGACAACAUGGUUGACACAUCCCUCGAUGCCCAUGCACGCAAUCUUUCGUCGAGGAUACGGUUAAAUGACAAUAUGCAGGAUUCUUGGAUGAAUAACCUAGAUGAAAUAUCUAAAGAUGUGGAGGGACUUUUUGCAAAUGAAGCUGAGUCCUCGAACACCGCGAUAAGCCGAAGUUUGCCUUCAUCCGGCAGCAUACAUCGUUCGCAUCUUCGCAGACCGUCUGUAGAGUUCCGUAGAAGCGGUGUCAACAGCACAUCUGACUCGUCGUUGAACUAUACCAACCAUGCCAGAAAUGAUCUGGUCGCUCCUCCGCCUCGAGCCUUGACAAUAUAUGUUGACUCGACAGAAGACCCAAGCGCGAUCACCUUGCCAUCUACACUCGGCCUACGAUCGUAUACCUUGUCAUCUACCUCUCUUCCUGCCGAUCUCACAUGUUCUCCCCCAAGCGACCCCACACCGUCUUCCUCCCGAGCAGCAGACAUUCUGGUGACCCUCACGAAACCUCCGGCGAGACCUAAAGCUCGGCGAUCGAGCGCAUCCAGCACCUCCACAGCUACAACAAUCACUUCCACGAUUUUCAAGUCCCGCAGAGCGUCCAAAUCACCCCCGCCUCUUCAUAUCCAACGCCCACCCUCCAAAUCUCCAUCGCCUCAAAUUCGUUCUCGUUCCCUCACGAGGAACGACUCUCCUGUGCGAUACAAACACUCUAACAGUUCAGCCAUAAUCGAACCCAUCGAAGAACUCUCCGCCUCAUCUGGUGAGACUUCAAGUAGCGACAGCCUCCAUGUCGAUCGCACUCUCGAAUCCCUACGUAUCAUCCUAGAGAAAUCACCCCCUUCACGAUCGCCUUCCACCUCUCGCAAGCCGCCCCUUCCACGUCCUUCCCUCCUCACCCCGCCAACGGUUGAGCCAGUAGCAUCUACUUCAACAGCAACAGCAUCGAUUUCUAAGUUGUUCACGAAAGGCCGCCAUUCGAGUUCGACUAGGCCACCUUCACCGCCAAGACAUAGCAGUCUGAAGGUUAGAUCAACCCCCGCGACUCCUACAAUGCAUACGCCGAGUCCGAGUAUGAGUGGGAGUCUGUUGAUUGUUCCGGAUGCCCUCAAUGGUGCGGGGUCGAGUAGACUUUCUUCAGGACAGUCCACACCCAAGCGCAUCUCGUUUGCCCAACUACCCGAGUUCACAACAGGUACUUCCUCCCGUCCUUCCACACGAGGGAGAAAGUCGAAAUCUCGUUCCAAGUCCUCGCUUCCUACAAGCAGAAAGGGGAGAGAUGAUAAGGAAGAUGGAGAAGACCCGGGUGCAAGCGGAGGCUGGUUCAGUAGUUGGCUUCUCGGCGCCGGCGCCGCUUCGACUAAAGGUGGUGGUGGGAUGGGUGGGUUGUCGGGACCUUCUGCGAGCGUACUUGCGGAGGAGAGGUUUGGAAGGUCUGUUGGUAGUUUGGGUUCUUGGGGUGCAAGACCUGGACUUGGUGGGUUAGAGGAUUGGGCUGUUUGAUGAUGGUCCUGCGUCGAUUGUAGAUUCAUUUUUUUCGCUAUCUAUGUGCUUUGAAGACACGCUGGGCGUGAUGACUUCGAAAGUGCUAUGUCUCUGGUGAGUUUUUGUCCUCUUGUUUUUGAAGGUUGCAUGAUUGACAUAUGUACGAUAGAUAUCUCAUCAGGCUUUGGCCUUAAAUGCUAACUUACACGUUUUUAACUCGCUCUUUAUUGCCUAUUUUCUUAUCUCCUGUGAUGACGCUCUUCACGGCCAUGUCACGAACUCGUGGGCAUUCCUCCCUUUUCAUUCACAUACCCCUUCAACCUUUCAAGAUCACACUCUCGCUAUUUCUUCUCAUUUACUAACCUCCCUUCCUAUCGUCGAGCGAUCCCCCCCAUCCGUUCUCUGACCUUUGCGAAGCAAUAUCUAUUAGUAGAUAGACUCCGUCUCCCAACCUGCCACUCGUUUUUGCAUCUUCAUCAAUCUCAUUCUCACUUCAUCAUAUACCCGUCCCUGUCUCUCUUUCUCGUCGCAUUGUGUUCGUGGAAGUUUCUGGAUAUAGGUUCGUAGCAUGUCAAUGAAGUUGUAGCACUAGCUAUUGGGAUACAGAUCUACGUGGAAUCGAACUGCUGCUGUUCUGAACACUGAGUCAACAAGCGAGGUAAAGCAUAAGUCUACAACAGACACGAUUACAACGAUCCGGGUGAAACGAAAAUAAAUCCAACUCUUCGAA